Molecule: messenger RNA, 4357 nt
Organism: Aspergillus steynii IBT 23096
Lineage: Eukaryota; Fungi; Ascomycota; Eurotiomycetes; Eurotiales; Aspergillaceae
Product: putative nuclear migration protein
Exons: 2
Coding region: 216-4130 (1304 amino acids)
Biological process (GO): maintenance of protein location in cell cortex; dynein-driven meiotic oscillatory nuclear movement; establishment of mitochondrion localization
Cellular component (GO): mitochondrion; cell cortex
Molecular function (GO): phospholipid binding; tubulin binding
Source: RefSeq, a predicted model, not a curated record
ACCCUCGAGACCCGGCUGGCUUCAAGAGUUCCUUUUGCUCGGUCAUUUGGCACCUUGACCCGGCGUACAGGUUAAUGUACGGUCCAUAAAGUGACCGACGGAUCUCUUCUCGUCGAAUGGAAUCGAGUGUCUGAAAAAGGAGAUCGAUUCCACGACUUGUUCGAACUGGGGACGACCUUCUGGUCUUCGAUGUCAAAUCUACUCUCGUCGAAUUCAUGAUGGCUACGGACACUAUGCCUCGGAGUCCCCCGGUGCAGGCAUUCCCAACGCCGUCCGCCACCCCACAAAGGGUCCCCUCGAUUCACGUAAGGGGGGAUUCCUCGCCCGGUCCGUUGACGUCGCCUCCUUAUCUCCCCUCUCAAAACUUCUCGCCCGAUGGGCGCAGUGACUAUGACGACAUCGCCGACGAGGAGGCGUUGUCACCGUUCGAUCCGCGUCGGUUCACCCCGACGCUGCAUGCCUCCCUGGUGUCGGAGAUUCUGUCCCUCCGGCGGGAUGUAGAAAGCAAGACAAAGGCCAUUGACGUGCUCGAACGAAGCCUGGACGAUUCUCGAAACGAGAAUGAAGACCUGGCCGGUCGACUAUCGCAGAGCACCAAAGAAACUCGUUCACUCAGGCAUCAAUUACAGUUGCUAGAAGGCGGCAGCUCGUCUGCCCUUACCGAGCUUGCCCGAGAGCGCGACGAAGCGCAAGAAAACAUCUCGGAUGUUCGCAAAAAGCUGGAGCAGACUCAGAAACGAGUUCGAAGCCGGGAGGAGGAAAUGGAGAGGACGUUGAACCUGUGGGAGCGGGAUAAACAAUCCUGGGAGAACGAACGCCGAAACAUGGAGCGUAAGGUUCAUGUGGUAGAAGGCCGCCUCAAGGUGGUAUUGAAUGAAGUGGCCGCCACUCAAACGGCCGGCUCGUCGCAGUUGGCCCAAGAGACCGAUGAGACGACGACGACCAAAGACGAAACCACAGGGAAAAGCAGUGACUCGGCAAGCAUUCGUUCCGGCAGUAGUCAAGGACGACGCCGGACGAGUGUCACCAGCGUGAGCUCCGACGAGGGGGACUUUCACAACAUUCGAUACUCGGUAGCAAGCAUUGCGAACGUACCGGGUAUCAACAAGAACGACGGCCUGAACCUUGCCCAGGAGCUGGCGUUCGAUGAAGAUGAGGAGUUCGAGAUCCCCGACGACGAUCUGGUUGUGCCCGCCUCCCCCGAGGCGCUUCCGGAAGAGCGGCCGGUGUCGGUUCAAUCUCAUCUCUCUCACACCAUCGGCAUGGGAGCGAAAGCGAGGAAGAUCCUUGGACUUUCUCUCCACGGCAGCGGCGAUGGUCAUGUCCCCAGAGGCGACGGCACGUCGGAGCCGAGCAGCCCCUGGAAGGCUCCGGCAUCAUAUGUAUAUCGGGACGCGGGCAUUCAGUACUCUCCUCCACCCUCUCCAAAACCACCCACGAAGAAUCAAACCCUGCCGUCAAGCCGGUAUUCAGGGGAAUAUCACGACGAUGCCCAGCCGCCUGCACCGCACUACUCGUCCAAGGACAGCAGCACGUCAAUGGCUUCGGCUGACAUGGUAUCGACGUCCUGCCAGACGGUUGCGGAUCUUCCCACUCCUCCAUGGACACCUCUGGUGAGCGAAAUGCCGCCUUCGCCAUCGCUGCCCGAGCAAACUGCGAUGGUUUCUGUCUCGGUGCAAACGGAAGAUGCAGCCGCCAAGACCGAAUCUAAGAGUGUCAGUCUGCAGGCGACCGGCUCUGCGUCACCCGAACUCGCGGUCCCAAUGAUCGCAAUCCAUCCACCAUGCUCGGAUCCCCCGUCGCCCCGUGGGAGCGUUGUCCUGCCGCCCCAGACCAAGAGCGCGUCUUGCCAGGUCGAUCUCCGUCCCGCCGUCGAAACCCAAACGAUCGGCGUCCAGACGGAAGAGAUCCGGAUCGAUCAACGGUCCGUGAAGCUGCCUGCCAGCUUACUCCCGUCGGCCAUCCCAGACCUGCCGCUCAACAUGAGCCCUCAGGACAUGCCGGUGCAGCCGUAUCGGGCGCCCCCUCCAAGGCCGGCUAAGGGCGAAAGAAAAGCGAGGUCAUCGGUUGACGAAAAGCCGGCGAAGGCUGCCUCGGAACCCAAGUUCGCAGACCAUACCCAGGCCUAUCCUGGGAACAAUGACAACGGUCCCCUGUCCGAAGAGUCGAAGACGGAUAUUAGGCGGCCUUUCAGAUCGAGCAGCCUCUUCGCUGGGUUCGAGCAGCAGAGCGACGAGGAGUCCUCCGAGGAGUCCAAGGAUAUCUUCACCGAUGACGCCCUUCUCAACCGGCCGUUUGCUGCGUACAAAUUAAAACGCGGAAAGCUGGUUUCGACGCAAGACCGGCCGUGCGUGGAUGAAACCGUGCGCGAGGUUGACGAGCAUCUGAUCGAUCUAGAUGCUCGCCGUGAUACUACAGCAAACGACGCGGAUUUCGUCACGUCUUCGCAGUCUGGCCAAAGAUCCGGGAUGGUGACACCUUCGACGGCACGCCAGCAGGAUAUCCGGCGAGCGGCGAUGAUCUCCAGCGGAGCAGCCGCUCAUCAAAAGAUCCGGCCUCGAAGUCCCAGUGAGCCGAGCAUCGACAGUGGAAGUGCUAGCGGAGCGUCGAGCGUCGCUCCCCCGUUUCCGGUGCCGGUCCGUCUCAGCUCCAGGAAAUUCCCAGUCACCGGGAGUGAGGGCCGCCAGAGUCCGACUCCUUCCAACCAUCCCCGGAAUUUCUCUGAUCGAACGCGUCCGCCGAUUGUACGACGUCCCACCCUCCGACGAGUCCGGUCGGCCGCUGCGAUGUCCCACACCGAGCGUGACCGACAAGGAAGUCUUUCUUCUCCCAUGUCCGGCUCUUCGUUCGGGCAAGACAGUCCCCAGCCCCACCCACCUCUUCCGUUUGAUGAGUUCACUAUGCCUCGGGAUCGACGAGCAAGCCAGCGGCGGUCAACGCACCGUGCGGCGGCCCCGUCCCGCGGACCGUUCCACGAGCGACAAGAUUCAACGGCCACGUCGGUUCAGCCGACGAGUGUGGUCGACGCGAUCGCACAAACCAUGGUUGGAGAGUGGAUGUUCAAGUACAUCCGUCGACGACGAUCGUUUGGCGGCGUCGGCGAAUCGAAGGACAACUGGGAAGGCCGGAAUGCCGAGGAGGUGUCAGCCAACAUCACCAACAGUGGAGUCCGGCACAAACGAUGGGUCUGGCUGGCUCCCUACGAACGAGCCGUCAUGUGGAGCAGCAAGCAGCCGACAAGUGGGCCGGCCCUUCUGGGCAAGAGUGGCCGGAAGUUGAUGAUCCAGUCCGUGCUCGACGUCAAGGAUGACAACCCUCUACCGAAGGGCGUCAACCCGCAGAACCAGUUCAAUCGUUCCAUUCUCAUCCUAACGCCCCAGCGAGCGCUCAAAUUCACCGCCACCAGCCUCGAGCGUCAUUAUGUCUGGCUUACUGCCCUGUCGUUCUUGAGCCACUCUGCCAUGGGUCUCCACGACCUCUCCUCUCUCCCCCCGGCGCCGCAGGAGGAGUUCACGCCGCCUGCUCAGACAGCCUCCUUGCGCCGAAACCCGAUCCGAGACUCGAUCAGGAUCGCGAAGGGCCGACCUCGACCCGGUCCCAAGAGCAAGCGCUCGUUGAAUCAGCCGGAGCCCGUGCCGGAAAUCUCCGCAGGCCGAGAGUCGACGAACUCGAUCGACGCAGCCGAUCCACCCACGGUGCCUCGGUUUUCCAACCACGCGCGCAAGCGCAGCAACACGACCCCUCGCAUGCCAGCGAUCCCGGCCAUUCGCAGCUUCUCCAGCCAGGGAACGAUGCCGUCGAACCCCAGCACGCGCGGAUCCUCCGACACGUACGGGCCGCAGUCCCACGGCCCGGCGACGACGAUCAACAGCGGCCGAAGCAGCUUCAGUCGCCGCACCUCGGAAACCAGUGUCCGAACGGGUAACUUCUUCGACGCGGUUGGCACCGUUCGCAUGGAAGCGUUCAUUGACCAGGCGGACGCCAGUCGAUUCCGUCCCACGCGCGGCCGACAUGGUCGCAAGGCUUCGAGCCCGUGGGCGGCACCGAAUCCGAAGUUUCGUGAAGUCAAUUACUCCCCUUAUGACGAUUCCGAGCAAUUUCACAACGACGAUCCGUUCCGGGGAUUCUAGACCCUCCUUCCCCUCUCCACUCUGACUCUCUCCCUCCCUCCUUGACUCUUCUCUCUCUUCCGCUCUUGCCCUUUUUGAAUAAAAGAAAAAAGCUCUUCUGUUGUUAUCGCAUAGCGAAAUUCUGUCUCGUUCUGGCCUGUACAUUUGUUUCUCUGUAUGUAAUUGUUUGUUCUUUGCAUGUGGGACGGGAGCCCUGCUUUACCAUCUGCCUUCGAUAGUCCCGUGCA